AUGGAGCUGUCAAACACUAGUGAUCCUAUGCUCCAACGCGAAGACGAGAACUCAUCCUUGGAAGCAGAAGCCCAAAAGGCGUUCAUUGAACCAGAAUCUUAUCUACACGACUUGACGCUUGCAGCGACCUUAGCCUUCAUGUACGCCGUCCGGGGCGUGGAUAUUGAUUUCAGGGAAAGCACAGAGCUGCAGCCGGAGUUGGGCAGCCUGAAGAGGAGCUUCGAGAGACUUGAGCAGUGUCAAGAAGGGUACACCGUUCCCGAUGAGAGCUCUGGCAACAGGUCCAACGUGCGUCGGCAGCCGAAAUGGCUGUGGCAAGAACAAAAGUACAGGGCUUUGAAACGUAUCAUGGAGGUUGUGAUGCCGAGUAAGUGA
Colletotrichum lupini is the source of this 375-nucleotide messenger RNA. RefSeq lists its product as uncharacterized. Bases 1 to 375 code for a protein of 124 amino acids. The transcript has a single exon. The record is from RefSeq and is a predicted model, not a curated record. NCBI's taxonomy places the organism in Eukaryota, Fungi, Ascomycota, Sordariomycetes, Glomerellales, Glomerellaceae.